Molecule: messenger RNA, 971 nt
Organism: Solea senegalensis (Senegalese sole)
Lineage: Eukaryota; Metazoa; Chordata; Actinopteri; Pleuronectiformes; Soleidae
Gene: fth1b
Product: ferritin, heavy polypeptide 1b
Exons: 4
Biological process (GO): iron ion transport; intracellular iron ion homeostasis
Cellular component (GO): cytoplasm
Molecular function (GO): ferrous iron binding; ferric iron binding
Source: RefSeq, a predicted model, not a curated record
CUGACUUCCGUCUCCUGAGGAUCCAUCCUUAGAAUUGAGACAUAGCUAUAGCUAUAUUGGUUUGUCUGUAUAGUAUCUUUACAGAUAUGAGUUCACAGAUUCAACAGAACUUCCACCAGGACUGUGAGGCUGCCGUUAACAGACAGAUCAACUUGGAGCUGUACGCCUCAUAUGUGUAUCUCUCCAUGGCUUACUACUAUGAAAGGCACGAUAAAUCCCUGCCAAAUUUUGCAAAGUUCUUCCACACUCAGUCCAGAGAGGAGCGAGAGCAUGCAGACAAGCUGAUGAAUCUGUAGAAUAAGAGGGGAGGCAGGAUUUUUCUGCAGGACAUCAGUAAACCAGAUAGAGAUGAGUGGGGGAGCGGCUUGGAGGCUUUAGAAUGUGCUCUGCAGCUGGAGAAAAGUGUUAACCAAUCACUGCUGGACCUGCAUAAGACAGCGACUGAACACAGUGAUGAUUCUCAUACGUGUUACUUCAUAGAAACAGAGUUUCUGGAUGAGCAGGUAAAAUCUAUCAAACAACUCACUGACUGGAUCUCAAAUCUGCAACGCAUGGGAGCCGAUCACUGUGGCAUGGCCGAGUACCUCUUUGACAAAUACACCAUGGCUAGAUAAACUGUUUACUGUGACACUGAUCCCCUGUCCCGCUCACCUCCAUAUGCUGGCUGAUCCUCUCUCUGACUAACACUGUAAAAGCCCCGGAUCAUAACUAUUACACUUUACAAAAUGAUGUGCCUGCUUUUGCUAAUCAUAUCAUGUGUCGUUUGUGCUUUCAAGGUAUUAAUCCCUACUUUCUAGUGGUGAAGUUGUCGAUUGAAACGGUCAGAUUGGUUGUUUGUUUUGAGCUGCUGUAGAAACAUGGAGGUGCUUUGUGCAAGGCUCUGUGGUAUAAAACUGCUCACUGUGUAGCUCAAAUAAAAACAGUGUGUGUUAAUAUUGUUAAUAUUGUUUUUGUGCUGUGAAUGUAUGGUG